Molecule: messenger RNA, 2463 nt
Organism: Leptopilina heterotoma
Lineage: Eukaryota; Metazoa; Arthropoda; Insecta; Hymenoptera; Figitidae
Gene: odd
Product: protein odd-skipped-like
Exons: 2
Coding region: 540-1403 (287 amino acids)
Biological process (GO): regulation of transcription by RNA polymerase II; embryonic pattern specification; embryo development
Cellular component (GO): nucleus
Molecular function (GO): RNA polymerase II transcription regulatory region sequence-specific DNA binding; DNA-binding transcription factor activity, RNA polymerase II-specific
Source: RefSeq, a predicted model, not a curated record
AACCAAGCCAGUAUCUCUCUGAACCUCGUGAGGAGAGCUUCUUAUUUCUUUUUUUCUUCUUUCAAUCCUGACAUACAACGUUCCCUGCCCUACAAAAAAGAAAAAAAAUUUUUGCUACCGAUCGUCAGGAUAUCCACCACCAGUCUGUUUCAUCAUCCACCUCUUAAGUUUCAUUUUUGUUUUGAACAAGGAUCAUUUUUUGCAUUAUGCAUUAAUUUUCCUCUCACUGCUACCUUAGAAAUACAUAAUUUCUUCUAGAACAAUUGUUCUAUUAGCAAUAAAAUUGUUGUAUUAGCAAUACAACAAAUUAUAGAAUAUUAUAAUUGAUGAAUUAUAAAUAAAUAUUCUUUGUAAAGAUUACAAAAAGAAAAAGUGCUUAUUGGAAUGUCUAGUGAGUUAAAAGACAAGUGUAGUGAAUAAAAACAUAUUGGGACAUUCUACAAUUGAAAAUUUGGACUUCCUUGAGUGUUGUGCAAAAAGUUUGGAGUAAAUUAAAGAACUAUUUAUUGAAAAAUUUUGUGAUUUUUGUGAAAUUACGGAUGAUGAUGGAUACGAAGAUGGAGCCUCUAACGCCUCCACACACUCCCCCCUCUUCGGGAAUCGAUCGGCUACACCCGCAAGGUGCUUCUGCUCCAAGGUGGAUGAGGAAUCCUCAAAUUCAUCUGCCGCAACAUCAGCAGCAGCAUCAGCAACAGCAGCAGCAUCAUCAUCAUCAUCAACAGCAUCAACAAUUGCCGCAACAAACCGGUGGUUAUCAUGCUGCAUUUUUGGAUCAUUGGAUGAGGGGUGCUAUUUUAGCAGCUAGGGGUUGUUGUCCUCAGAGUCCAUUGUCUCCCCAUCAUCAUGGACCACCUCAUCAUCCCAUGCAUUCCGCUCUUCCAGUACCGCCCCCCGCCUCCUUUCUCACCAAGAGGCUUCCCGGUCAAAGACCCAAGAAGCAGUUUAUUUGCAAAUUUUGCAACAGGCAAUUCACCAAGAGCUACAAUUUACUUAUACACGAGAGGACUCACACCGAUGAGAGGCCAUAUUCCUGCGAAAUUUGCGGAAAGGCCUUCAGAAGGCAGGAUCAUCUAAGAGAUCACAGGUACAUUCACAGUAAGGAAAAGCCGUUCAAGUGCGCAGAUUGUGGAAAGGGUUUUUGCCAAAGCAGAACUUUGGCUGUUCAUAAAAUUCUCCACCUCCAAGAAUCACCGCAUAAAUGUCCAAUUUGUGCGAGAAGUUUCAAUCAACGCAGUAAUUUGAAGACACAUCUUGCAACACACACCGAAGUACCGCAGGAUCUUCGAAUAGAUCCACCAAUGACAACAGAAAGUAUGGACACAUCAAAUGUUCUAAAGUCCAGCGAAAGAAUAAGUUCCACGAGAAAAUUGGGUUUCAGUAUAGAAGACAUAAUGAGGCGUUAGAAAUUUACAUCCACCCAAUAAAGACUGUUAAAAAUUAAUUUAUGCACUCGUCAAAAACUAAUUUUUUAGUCUAUAAAAAUUGUUUCGUUUUAAAAGAUUUUAUGUUUUGAAAAAUUGUCCUAAUACCAAAGGUGUAUCCUCUUAUUUUAUUUUUCUCUGUUUAUGUAAAUAUUUCAUUUAAAGUUUUAAAUUAUAUUAACUGUAAAUUAUCAAGGAACCCCCCACGUGAGACAAAUUUGGACCUCCGGAGAGAAAUUUUCUGAUGUGCAUUGUCUCUUUCUCUCUGAACGUGGGACGUAAAUUGUUGUGUAGGUUUAAGUUUCUAGAGAUUAAAUUGUAUUUACGAUCUGUUUCGACUGACGAUCAUCCAAAAGUGUAAAAGUAGAUAGUCUAUAGUUGAUAAGAAAUUGUAUGAAUAUGGAAGAGCCAAAAAUGAUGCUAAAUAUUCUCUAGGUGCUAAUCGAGUAUUUUUUUUCUGUUUCUCAACGGUCAUCGUAAAAAAUUAGGAAAUCUUGAUCUGAUAAGAAAGUUGGGCUCCUUCCUUUUUCCAGUGACCUGUAAAUAGUCUUUUCUUCUUUUUUUUUAAAGGACCACCCACAUGUGUUAGUAUUUUUAUUUUCAAAAAAACAAACUUCAUUUUAAGCACGUCCCAUUAUUUGUCAAUUCCUCGAUGUUACCACUAAUUUAAGAUCGGUGUAAAUAGCGCAUAUAUUUAUAAGAGAUAUAGUUGCCAAAGGGGGACUCCUAGGUGUAAAUUUUGUCUUUUAGGUGUCGUCGUCGUCGUCAGCUUAUCUCUCGACGCUUAAGAGUCGCCCGGAGCGUUAAGUACCUAAGCCUGUACAUUAAUUGUAAGUGCCGCCCGCGGACACCCAAGGUUUCAAGAUUAACGUGUAAAGAUAUGCACCUAUACCAAAAAAAGAGAAAAGAAAAAAAAAAAUACCGAGAGAAAUUAAAAAAGAAAAACUGAGAGUCACCAUUCAGUCCUAGUCGACUAUGUAGAUUGUAGUGUGUAUUAAAGAUUUAUUGUUAUUGAGUGGAAAUAGAUAAAAAGUAGUAUGAA